Ceutorhynchus assimilis (cabbage seed weevil) is the source of this 1600-nucleotide messenger RNA. The record is from the annotation of a GenBank genome assembly. NCBI's taxonomy places the organism in Eukaryota, Metazoa, Arthropoda, Insecta, Coleoptera, Curculionidae.
AUGCAUAAGUCGGUGGUGGUUCUGGUUACGUUUUCGCAACCUUUUGCAGUUUUGCCCGCUUUAGGCAAGGUCAUGGCAUCAUCGGCCCGUACGUACGAACCUGAGCCGCAACCGCUCCGCAGUACCACGCUGACCGUACUAACCGAAUUGCAGGAAGCAGCAAGCAGGUCCAUAACCAUGCGAACACUUCAAACAACCGACCCCACUGAAACAAUGGACGACUGCGAUGACAUCUUCGGCCCUCCUCGGACUUACCCGACAGCUUACCCUCCGAGAACCCGGCCCUCGAUGAUCUCCCCCAAAUACAAGCUCAAAGAAGAACGAAGAAAAGUCUUAAAAAUCAGCCUAAACAAGCUAAAAAAAAUCGACGAUCCUGAAUCAAACCUAUGCAGAUCAGUAUUGAUUAACAACACAAUGAAGCGACUUCAACAGGAAACCAGAGACGAAAAACUCCAAAAGCAACAACUCAGCUACCCAAGAUGCUACAACGACGAUAGCUACCUAAACAUCAAAACCGAAUUCAUGAAAAACGACAAUAACGAAAUCAUUAUUGAAAACGAUUUCCAUUCGAAAUUAGAAGAGGAACUCAACAAAGUCAACUUAGACUAUGAACCUCCCAAACCAAUUAUUGAAGAACCUCAAACCAAAAAACGCCCCUUUGAUCAAAUAGAUGACUACGAUGUUUUGUCUCAAUUCUACAUGCCUCCAACUCCUCGAAUGUUAACGGCAAUAGACGAAGAUGAAGAUGUAAAUGUAGUAGACGAAGAUCCUUUAACCAAAAGACUGAAACUGGAACAACAAUCGACAAACUUUAAUAAUAGUGUUUCAAGUUUUAUUAAUAAUAAUUCAAGAUUUAGUAGCAGUGAUAGUGACUCUAGUAGUUCAUUUAGUUGCGGGCAGGCCUCAAUGUUUGGAGAAAUGCAAACAAAUGUCUAUCACAAUUUGAUUACUUCGCUGGAAACGUAGCGAUUUUUCGUAUAUGGGGAUAGUGAUUGGGGAGCUGAAUUUUUAAGAAAAUUUUCCUAAAUCGCCCCUCAAACAAGGGCUUUCAAAUUGCUAAUUGUGAUAAACAUAUGUAAAUUGUAGCAUCUUUGUUGCCAAACACACAUUACCAUUUUUAUUUUUUGUGCUUAAUAUGGCUCUCUAUGUUUUUUAGUUAUUUGGGUCAUAUGCAUAAAACACGAGCAUAUGCUUUCACUUGAGUUUGUUGAGAUAAACAUAUUCAGCUUUAAUGCAGCAAGAAGAGAUGGAGGUAGAGGAAAAGCAUUUGCUACACUUUAUUCAUAUGACUGAUUGUCUCAAAUUAAUGAUUCAGAGAGAGCAUUAACGGCUGUGAUACAACAACAUACAACCACCUAUUUUGUAUAGUAAAUAAAUUGUGUAAAUAGUUUUUUUAGUUGAUACACAAUAGUAUUAAGGCGUAGGAAAUUAUGUAUAUAAGGUCGUGUAAUGAUGAGUUGUUAAAUUUUUUGAAAAACAUAUUACGUAUGAGGAUAUGUUGUUUUCUAUUUAAUUAUUUUCUUUUUUUUUUUUUUGGACCUUCUUAUUAUUGUUUACUUAAUUAUAUGACACUUAAUACAUAUAUUUUUUUUCUUAUUAA